GUCACCUCAGAGAUACAAUGCAAAAGCUGGGCCGGCCCAACGAAUUCCAAAAAAAUGAACUUAUGGCCGUUAUAAUUGGAUGCCACGCCGUCAGUAUUGCAGUUUCCCGCUAUUUCAUAGAUUCCCGCCUUUUAUCACCAGCCGCCGGAUAAGUGAAACUGUGAAAGAUACAGAGAGGCAUCGGUCGGAGGUGAAGCGAAAUGGGGAAAGAUGAGAGAAUGACAGAGUACGAGCGCCGGAGGCUGGAAAACAUCAAGCGGAACGGUGAAAUGCUGGCGGCGCUCAAAAUCCGCUCCACUCUCAACGACCUCUCCGCCGCCCACAAGCGCCAGAGGGCUGAGAGUAAAUCUUACAAACGGAGUCCACUAAAGAAGCCUAAACCCGAAACUCCGGUGGUUCUCCGCCGUUCGAUGAGAACUCGUGGGGUGCCGCCUGAUUCUGCCACUGCCACCGGCCUUGAUGAUUAUCUUGUUGAUGAGAAGAAGAUUAAGGAUAUCUCCCACUUGAAUUCCAACAAGAAAUCCCCUCAAGAGAAGGGACCCCUUCCAUUGACUGAUGCAUACAGUGGUGAUGACGGGUUGGAAUGUAGACUGAGGGAAACUUUCUCCUUCUCUUGGAAGUCUCUACAGGGUGAGGGUGAUGGGGUUCCUUGUGAUUCUAAAGAUGUUGAGAAAUUGAAUGUGAGCAAAAAAAUGCGGGGUGCAGUUGAUGUGGCAGCAUUGGAGUUGAGGCCUCAGAAUGUAGCGCGAUUGGUGCCAGGUAGGAUUAUGAGUGUGAGAUUUUUUCCUACGCUGGAUAUGCAAAUGGUUGUCGUUGGCAACAAGUUUGGAGAUAUUGGAUUUUGGAAUGUUAAUGGGGAGAGGACUGGUGAUGAUGGGAUUUAUUUGUUCCACCCCCACUCAGGGCCUGUUUCUGGUAUCACGAUAGACCCCUUUUCGAUUUCAAAGAUGUAUAGUUCGUGCUAUGAUGGGUUUAUCCGAAUGAUGGAUGUGGAAAAGGAGGUAUUUGACUUGAUUCAUUUCAAUAGAGUCAACACCAUAGACUUUAGCUCGGAAAAUGAGAAUGUUAUGGCUACAAGUUCUACAGAUUCCACUGCUUGUGUUUGGGAUCUAAGAUCCAUAAAUGCCAAUAAGCCAACGCCAUUGAAGACUGUUAAUCAUAGGAGAGCUGUGCAUUCUGCGUUCUUUUCACCCACUGGGAAGUUCCUGGCAACAACAAGUCUUGAUGACAAUGUUGGCUUGUCAGCUGGAGCUAAUUAUGAGAAUACAUACAUGGUAAAUCAUUUCAAUCAGACAGGCAGAUGGAUUUCCACAUUCAGAGGCAUAUGGGGUUGGGAUGAUUCAUCCAUCUUCAUUGGUAAUAUGAAACGAGGAAUUGAUGUCAUCUCCAUUCCCAAUAAGAAAACAGUUGCUACUUUGAAAAGCGACCUCAUGACUGCUAUUCCAUGCCGUUUUGAUGCACAUCCAUGCAACAUAGGUAUGCUCGCAGGUGCAACUAGUGGAGGCCAAGUUUAUAUUUGGAAUCCAUGAUAUAAAGUACUUUUAUUUUUGGAUCAAGUGCUUAUUAUGUGUAUUUGAGGUUUUACUGGGUUGUUUUAGCUACAAUUAUGGAGUGCUUUUUAUAUUUUGCAGCAUGGGAAACCAAAUCUGUGACAACACACUGUUUUAAUGUAUUAGGAAUGUAUCUUUAUCUGAUUCUGUAAUUUCUUUCGGAUUUCUGCGUGAAUGUAUCUUUAUCUGAUUCUAUAAUUUCUUUCGGAUUUCUGUGUGACGAGUGUAACAAUUUCGUUGUUUCAUUUUCUGUGGAACAAAGGAUAAGACUAAUAUGUCAUUUUAGCUGUGUCCCGUGUGUGUGUGUUACUCAUAAGAAAGUACUUUCACUAAUGGAUAAUACUAUGAUAAAUUGAUACUACAUCAAUGAUAUGAAGACGCCUUAUUUCAGAAAAUCACGUGAAAGAGAAACAGCACAAGGAUCUUCAUUAGCGAAAGGAAAGUACUAGGAACGGAGAUUAAGGUUACAGAGACAAGCCGUAGGGAUAGAGAGAGGGUCCUGAAGGGAGAAAAACACAACUAUUACAUUUUAUUGAUUUAUUUAUUUCUUGCUUGGGAACAACUGAAGGUAGACUGAAGAUGUGAAGAAACGUAACCAGAAGAAUCUGGCAAUCUCAGGAUACAACUAGCCAGUCCAUAAAUUCGAAGCGGUGCAGGAUAUAGUCCAGUUUUUGUCGUCGUCAGGGAUAGUCCAAAAGAAGUAGCCGCGCAAUUUCUUAUCCAGGGCGUACUGAAGCUUCGCGGUAACCGAUGGGACAUCGUCAUACCCGAUCCAAUCCUUACUCGCCACUGCAUACAUUGACACGGUUAUGUUGUCGUAGUACACCUUGACCUUCUUCUUCUUCUUCUUGAUGAAAUCCACCACCUCGCUGUAAGUCAUGAUGCCGUCAGCCCCGGGCCCCACGCCCACUGCAGGCGCCCCAAUCUCGAACACUUUGUUGCUCUUGAGCUCCCACGUCUUCCCAUACAACGGGAGCCCCAUCACCAGCAUAUGGGGCGGCACCCCGGCCUGUAUCCACGAGUCGACCCCGUAGCUCACGCUCAGGUUGCCCCCCGUCGCGUCGUACAGCUGCGCGUGUUCCCCCGUGGCGCUCGUGUCCCACGACCCCUUGAGGUCAUAGUCCAUCAUGUUCACCCAAUCGAGGUACUUGGUGAUCUGGGCCGCCGGAUAGCUCCGUGGGGGCCCGGACAGAGAUAUGUCGGCCGCGUAGUACACGGCGGCGGUGAUGAGGAGAGUCUCUUGCUUUUUUUUGCCGGACGCACGCUUCUCGGGCUUGACCGCCGCACGCUUCUCGUGCUUGACCGCCGCACGCCACUCCUUUAGGAGUUGGCCGAGGUUCGCCAUGUCCGACGCGUUCUGCGGGAACUCGUAGUCGAGGUCGAACCCGUCGAACCCGUACUUGCGCGCGACAUCUAUGCUCGACUUAAUGAAGGCCGAACGGGUGUCUGGAUUGGAGGCCAUGUACGAGAAGAGUGAUGGCCCGAUGUCCCCGCCUCCGAUGGAGAAGAGAACCCUCAGCUGGGGAUUCUUGGCCUUGAGGGUCGACGUGAAGUCUUGGAGGGAGUGGUCGAGGUCGGGAGUGAUGUCGAAAGUGAAAGUGGUGUUGUUGGGGACGAGGAAGGCGAAGAAGAUGUGGGUGAAGCACUCGGCGUUGAUAUCAGACGGGGCCAUGUUUUCGGUCGGAAGGAAGUAGGUGGAUUUGACAGGGAUGAGCCGACUUGGGGUGGGAGCGGAAUAAGCAGCGAGGAACAAGAAAGAUAGUGUCGAGGUGAUGAAAAAUAGUUUUGUGACCUCCAUUGUUAGUGUGACAAUGCAAUAGAUGACUAGUUUGUUUAUGGUAAUGAUAAUGAGGAAUAUAUAUAUAUAUAUAUAUAGAACGAAAAACAAACAUGUCAACAUCGAUCCACAAGUUAGAAAAUGGUACUAUUGCACCUUUUAA
This is a messenger RNA of Striga asiatica, 3490 nucleotides long. Lineage: Eukaryota; Viridiplantae; Streptophyta; Magnoliopsida; Lamiales; Orobanchaceae. The record is from the annotation of a GenBank genome assembly.